Molecule: messenger RNA, 406 nt
Organism: Plectropomus leopardus (leopard coralgrouper)
Lineage: Eukaryota; Metazoa; Chordata; Actinopteri; Perciformes; Serranidae
Source: RefSeq, a predicted model, not a curated record
GGAAGUGAAGGCUAAGCUUCAGCACCCGCUCGUAGCGGCUUUUGUUUCUCUUUGAGACGUCGGGAAUGGCUGCUCCGUGCUCCUCGGGGGUCACGUCUGAGCGAGGCGUCCCCGGCUCGGGGAUGUACAAGCUGGAGAUCGAGCUGAAGAGAGGACACAACCUGGCCGUCAGGGACAGAGGAGGCAGCAGUGAUCCUUAUGUGAAGUUCAAGCUUGCUGGUAAAGAGGUGUUCAGGAGCAAAACCAUCCACAAAAACCUGAACCCGGUGUGGGACGAGAAAACCACGUUGAUCAUGGAUUGUCUGAGCGAUCCUCUGUAUGUGAAGGUGUUUGACUACGACUUCGGCCUUCAGGACGACUUCAUGGGCUCUGCUUACCUUUACCUGGAGUCUCUGGAGCAGCAGAG